AUGAGUCCGGGUAGGGCGAUCGUCGCGGCUGGCGCUUCGAACCCGAGCGCGCCAGCGUUGGAACUUGAAAGCGCGAGAGACUUCGCAGACGGCUGUGCGACAAACUGCGUCGCGCAGUCGCCGCAAACGACGACAAACGACGAGGCUUGCGACGUCGCAGUAGGCGCGGAGGACCUGCGUGCGGGGAAGUCGACAUGCGUCGCAGCGGUUCCCGCCAAGGUCACGGGCGAGGCACGCGACGCGUCGGCUUCUGAAGACGAAACAACGAUGGCGAUGCGACUUGACGACGACGCAGCGAUGACCAUUGCAGGGACAUGCAUGCCUGCGCGUGCGCCGACGGCGGAUGCGGAAGUUGCGGCGCGGGGAAGUCGGUGCGUGACGGCUGUUCGGGAAGCGGAUUUGGGGCUGCGCGGAACGGGGCGACGGGGAAGUAGCAGUGGGUUGGGGCUCACGUCACUGGUUGUGUUUCAAGAUCGCUUUUCGCCAAUUAUAUUUUUCUCGAUCCACCUACAUCAAGUAUCGCCGAACCAUUUCGUCUCCACGCAACUUAACUUUAUCCUCCCUAUAAGCUCGCCCGGCUCGCCCGACGGCCGGCCGACCUACACGUGCCUGCCGACUGACACGGAAUCGGAUCCGGAUUCGUUCCACUGCGCCGGAUCGUCGCUCGCGCUGCGCCACCUGCUCGCGUCGCGUGCGGCGGGAAUCGAGGACGGAUGGCUGCCGUAUCUGGAGUUUUACGGGGAGGGAAGCGCAUGGGAGGGAUGCGGGGAGGGGGAUGGGUUGGGGGACGGGGAGGGGCACGGGGAGGGGGACGGGUACGGGGACGGGGAAGGGGGCGGGGAACGGGACCGGGGAGGGGGGAAGGAAGGGGGAAGGGGAGGGGGAGAUAUUAGGGAAGGAGCAUGCAUAAGCGCGCCGACUCCCUCUGAUGGCUUAGCGCCUUCGUCUCGUUUGCCUCCUGCUCUCUCGCCCGACAGCAACCCCGACCUGCACCGAGUGCGGGCACUACUGCAGGACCUGCUUCACGUGCACGCGGCGCUGAGCAACGCCCGCACUCGUGGAACGCGCGUGCCUCAUAAGGAAGGAGAGAGGGAGAGGCAGACGGCGAUGGGGAAAGUUGAUGGGCAGGAGGAGGAGGUUGAGGAGGGUGGGGAGGGAGAGGAGGAGGGAGAGGUGGGUGAGGAGGAGGGGAGGAGAGGGAAUGAGGCUUUUGGUGGUGGUAUUACAAACGAGGAGGCUACUAAUGAGGACGGCCGUCCUGGUUAUGCUUAUGGUGCAUCGCCGUAUAGGGAGAACAGCGGCCCGUCAUGCAUCUCCCAUGCCGCACCCUUCACCGCCUCACAACCAUUCCCCCGUCCGCUCACCCAGUUCCCUACCACCUUCCCUCACUCGCCCUCGCUUUCCGCCCCUCUCCCUUCUCAACCCAUGCUGUCUAGACCAAAACCCUUUGUCUUCCCCCCAACCACUCCAACUGCUGCUCCUGCUGCUGCGCUUACCCAUUCUUCCUCCUCAACCCGUCUCUCCUCUGUCGCUCUCCCAUCACCCCCUCCUUACUCAGCCAAUAACCUCCGCCCCACAUCUGCCUUCCCUGCUCCCUCCUUCCCUCCUCCCACCUUCCUUUCCUCCUCAUAUCCCCCCUCCUCCUUCCAUCCCCCCUCCUUCCACUCCUCCUCCCUCCCUCCUUCCCCCUUCCCAUCCACACUCUCCCCUUCCGCCUUCUCCUCCUCCCCUUUCUCUCCCUCCCCCUUCUCCUCCUCCCCUUUCUCUCUCUCCCCCUUCUCCUCCUCCCCUUUCUCUCUCUCCCCUUCUCCUCCUCCACUCUCUCCGCCUCUCAAGCCUCUCUUAUCCCCCCUUCCUCCUCUCGUUUCCGCCCCUCCCUCUAUUCCAAUUCCGGCCUGCCUAGUCCCAAGCGCCGGUCAAGCCAAGAAGGGGGAGCUUCAGCGGGGAAAGAAGGCAGAGACUGGUGCAAUCAACGAGGAGAUGGGUGGUGCUGCUGGGGUUGGGAGCGGUGCUGCUGGGGUUGGGAGCGGUGGUGGGAGCGAGGCGGUGGGAGGGACCGCUGCAAUUGAUGGGGUGCUGAGGCGGUCGCUACGGUCAUCGUCAGAGCGAUUGAAUGAGAUGCAGCUGGAUGAACUGUCUCAGUAUUUCCGCAUGAGCAUCCAGAACGCAGCACGUGUGCUGGGCGUGGGACUGACAGUCCUCAAGAAGCGCUGCCGAGAGCUGGGCAUACAGCGAUGGCCGCACCGCAAGCUCAAGUCGCUCGACAACCUUAUAGAGAACAUGAAGGAGAUCCAUGGGCCGAUGGCAGCAGAAACAGUGGAGCAGCUGGAGGCGAAGAAGGAGCUUCUGGGGAAGGACCCGAAGCAGGGGCUGGACCCGCGCAUCAAGACGCUGCGGCAGGUGUGCUUCAAAGCCAGCUACAAGCGCAGGAAGGCGCAUACUGGGUCGUCUCUCAAGGCGCUUCAGGGGGAGAUGCUGGCUGGGGAGCAAGAUUUUCUGGGCUGCACUGCUGCUUGCUUGCAUUGA
Molecule: messenger RNA, 2526 nt
Organism: Closterium sp. Yama58-4
Lineage: Eukaryota; Viridiplantae; Streptophyta; Zygnematophyceae; Desmidiales; Closteriaceae
Source: the annotation of a GenBank genome assembly